This is a messenger RNA of Micromonas commoda, 639 nucleotides long. RefSeq lists its product with no specific name. The annotation marks the transcript as partial. Gene Ontology annotation, cellular component: nucleus. NCBI's taxonomy places the organism in Eukaryota, Viridiplantae, Chlorophyta, Mamiellophyceae, Mamiellales, Mamiellaceae. The record is from RefSeq and is a predicted model, not a curated record. Gene Ontology annotation, biological process: regulation of DNA-templated transcription; DNA alkylation repair. The transcript has a single exon.
UACACCCACUUUGUCUGCGUCCCGCUGUGCCUCGGCGACGACGGCGAUCGACUGGUCGCCACGGUGCGAGCGUUCCACCGGGACGUGCUCUCGUCAGCGUACGCCGCCGAUUGCGACAUCGAACCGUCCAUCGCCCACGAGCCCGGUCACGCGCACCUGACGCUGUGCAUGCUCAAGCUCUACAGCGACGAAGCGAGGGCGAGGGCGAUCGGCGCGAUGCGCGCGAUGGAAGUCGCGCUGAAAGACGCGGGCGUCGUCGGCGGUGAUCCAUCGGCGGAACCCAUCGAGCUGGAGGUUAAGGGCCUCGACGCCAUGAACUCCGACUUUUCCGCGGUGGACGUGUUGUUCCUGAAGGUGAGGGAGGUUGGGAGUCGUGACCGGGUCAAAAAGGUGUGCGAAACAGCCGUUCGACACUUUGCCGACGCCGGGUUGCUCUCCCGAAAGGACGCGAACAAGCCGGUGAAGCUCCACGCGACGGUGAUGAACACGCGGCUGCGAAACAGAGGUGGGGGGAACGGAGGGGGUAACUCGCGUAGGCGACCGUUCGACGCGAGGCGCGUGAUGGCGUCGCACGGCGAUCUCGACUGCGGGGUUGUCACCGUCGAGACGGUGCACCUGUCCAAGCGGGGCGAGUACGAC